AGAAAUCAAAUUUUAAGAAUCCAAAGAGGAAAUAAAAAGGGCUGAAGCACGCAGCUCCGAAUCCGAAAUCCCCGAAUCCAAUCCUUCUGGGCAAGGGAUUCUGAUCUCUUCAGAAUAUCCCACUCCCCCUUUUUAUAAAACCCUAGAUAAUAAUCUCUCAUUGCCUAUACACACAACUCUUUUCUCCACCGAAUAAAAUCCUCCAGAUGGAUAUGCAACAUUCUGAGCAAGGACACAUCAUUGAGGUAUGUGGAGAUCUUCAAGUUCAAGAGAGGACAGCAGGCGCAAAUAAAAUUUGUGAUGGAGCACCAUGUGGAUUUUCUGAUGCUAAAUCCAGUCCCAAAGAAGCAAAAGAAAGAUCAGAUUCAAUGCGAAAGCUUGUGAUUGCUGUUGCACUCUGCAUUGUUUUUAUGACCGUAGAAGUUGUCGGAGGUCUAAAAGCCAACAGUCUAGCUAUUCUGACAGAUGCUGCUCAUCUGUUGUCAGAUGUUGCUGCUUUUGCAAUUUCAUUGUUCUCACUGUGGGCAUCAGGAUGGGAAGCUACCCCUCGCCAGUCCUAUGGUUUUUUCCGGAUUGAGAUACUCGGAGCUUUGGUCUCAAUUCAAAUGAUAUGGCUACUUGCUGGCAUCCUCGUCUAUGAAGCCAUUUCAAGAUUCUUUUAUGAAACAGGUGAAGUUCAGGGCUUCCUUAUGUUUCUUGUUUCAGCAUUCGGUUUAGUGGUUAAUAUUAUCAUGGCUGUUCUGCUGGGCCACGAUCAUGGCCACAGUCAUGGCCAUGGUCAUAGUCAUGAUCACGGUCAUGGCCAUGGCGGUCAUGAUCACAGCGAUGCGAACGAGCACAACCAUGAGCAUACUGAUGAUAUGCACACACAUGGAAUGACAAUCAAAACUCAAGUGGUGAGCAAAGCUGGGCAUUCCAAACAUGAUAAGAAUCACCACCAUGCUCAUGCAACUGAUCCUACCGUACCUCUGCUUGGUCCUUCCUCUGAAUCUGAAGGUGAACACAAUAAGCAGAAGAAGCAACGGAACAUAAAUGUUCAGGGUGCGUAUCUUCAUGUAUUAGGGGAUUCAAUUCAAAGCAUUGGGGUGAUGAUUGGUGGAGCCAUUAUAUGGUAUAAACCUGAAUGGAAGAUCAUUGAUCUAAUAUGCACUCUCAUUUUCUCUGUGAUUGUGCUGGGAACUACUAUCAACAUGUUGGGAAACAUAUGGGAGGUUCUGAUGGAGAACACUCCCCGAGAAAUUGAUGCAACAAGGCUUGAGCAGGGACUUUGUGAGAUGGAUGAGGUUGUUGCAAUACAUGAGUUGCACAUAUGGGCAAUUACAGUCGGGAAAGUGCUACUAGCUUGUCAUGUAAAAGUGAAGCCUGAAGCCGACGCGGACAUGGUACUGGACAAAGUUGUGGAUUACAUUAAAAAAGAAUACAACAUAAGUCACGUAACUAUUCAGAUUGAAAGAGAGCCACAGACUUGAUGACAUGCAAUGAGCGUCUUGUAAUCUAGUUGUGGCCCUGAUGCUCUUGUUUUCAGGGGAAAAGGUCUGUUACAUCACCUGGGGCUAUAUGAUUAUCAUGUUUUAUAAGUGUGAUGUACUCGGCCAAAGAUGAUUUAUAUUUGUGUAAUUUCAUUUCUCAUAGUAUGUUUAUGGAGUCCUGCUUGUGAUAAAGUUCUUCCGCCAGAAAAUCAUGUACAUUUUGCUUAAGAUUUGGAUUUUUUAUGCUAAUGUUGUUGCAUUC
Molecule: messenger RNA, 1731 nt
Organism: Daucus carota subsp. sativus
Lineage: Eukaryota; Viridiplantae; Streptophyta; Magnoliopsida; Apiales; Apiaceae
Product: metal tolerance protein 1
Exons: 2
Coding region: 207-1469 (420 amino acids)
Biological process (GO): zinc ion transmembrane transport
Cellular component (GO): vacuole; plasma membrane
Molecular function (GO): zinc ion transmembrane transporter activity
Source: RefSeq, a predicted model, not a curated record